This is a messenger RNA of Aureobasidium pullulans EXF-150, 1648 nucleotides long. RefSeq lists its product as uncharacterized. The transcript has 2 exons. Bases 95 to 1186 code for a protein of 363 amino acids. Gene Ontology annotation, molecular function: mRNA binding; metal ion binding. NCBI's taxonomy places the organism in Eukaryota, Fungi, Ascomycota, Dothideomycetes, Dothideales, Saccotheciaceae. The record is from RefSeq and is a predicted model, not a curated record. Gene Ontology annotation, cellular component: cytosol. Gene Ontology annotation, biological process: cytoplasmic translation.
CACGACUUCCCAACCACGGGCCUUGACUCUACACACCCUCAUUAGGCGCAUUGCCACACAAUCUAUCUAACCACACCCUACGAAUACCGCCAUCAUGCCGCCCAAGAAGCAGGACAAAAAUGCCAACGCGCCCAAGAAGGUCGCCGUCGACAAGACCUUCGGUAUGAAGAACAAGAAGGGUGGUGCCGCCCAACGUCAAAUCAAGCAGAUCAACGCCACUUCUUCACUCAACCCGGACGAAAAGAGAAAGGAAGCCGAGAAGAUUGCCCGCGAAAAGGAAAAGCUCGCCGCCGAAGCCGCAAAGAGAGAGGCCGCCGAACUCUUCAAGCCCGUUCAGAUCCAAAAGGUUCCCUUCGGUGUCGACCCCAAGACGGUGCUCUGUCAAUUCUUCAAAAAGGGUGCUUGUGACAAGGGCAGAAAGUGCAAGUUCAGUCACGACCUGUCUCAAGGCAUCAAGGGAGAGAAGAAGAGUCUGUACACCGACACGAGAGAGUUGGAGAAGGAGCAGCAAGAUGAGGAGAGAAAGAAGGACGACAUGGCAGACUGGGACGAGGAGAAGCUGCGCGAUGUCGUCAAGUCCAAGCACGGAAACCCAAAGACGACGACCGACAAGGUGUGCAAGUUCUUCAUCGAGGCUGUCGAGAACGGCAAGUACGGUUGGUUCUGGACCUGUCCCAACGGCGGCGACAAGUGCAUGUACAAACACAGUUUACCACCAGGCUUCGUCCUCAAGACAAAAGAACAGCGCGCUGCCGAGAAGGCUCUCAUGGACAAAUCUCCUCUCAACACUCUUACCCUCGAAGACUUCCUCGAUUCCGAACGUCACAAGCUUACCGGUACUCUCACACCUGUCAACGAGGAGACUUUCCAGAAAUGGAAGAAGGAACGUAUGGACAAGAAGGCCGCCGAACAAGAAGCCCAAAAGAUGAAGGAAGCCACCGGUCGUGCCCUGUUCGAAAAGGGCGACUGGAACGACGGCGACGACAGCGAUGCCGACGACGACGAUGGCUGGAACUUGGAGACCAUGAGAAAGGAGACCGAAGCCGCCAGACAACGCAAGGAAGAAAUCAGAUUGGGAAUCAACCUCGACGAAGCACAAGCAAUCACCACCGAUGCCUCCGAAGGUGUUGGCGAAAUGGUCGAAAUCGCAGUCGAGCCCAACGGCAAUGUCAAGGAUGAUGAGUAGAAAGAAACUUAAAAGGUGUUAUAGUCUUGGGCAUUAUAUUUUUUUUUGGCGGGCGCUGCAUUUGUUUCUAGGUAAACCGUACCUCUUCUUUUUCUGCGAAAAGGAAAGGGGAGCGGCUGGAUCAUUGCGGGCUUGGGAAGGGAGUUGGAUAUUCUCUCGUGUGUUGUUUUUCUAUCAUCUUUUUUUUUUACACCCCCCACCUUCGGGUAUUGCUGUUUUAGAGCGGUCCCGAUAUGACAUUUAUGCUUCGAUUUCUCAAAUCUUCGGUUUGUGCUUUCUUUCAAUCUUCUCUGCUACCCCUUUGAGAUCUAUCUAGAAAGAGUCAAAAGAGCUGCCACAACCGCGCGACUGACUUGACACCAUCGAUCAUCUCACAUUUACCGAAUAUGCUCUAUACCACAGAAACACGAGCUGGUAUGUCUACCGCUCCAGGAUGAAGGAACAAGGCACACAGAACAACAC